AUAGCCACGCAGUGAAUAUCAACUUCCUGUAACAUUGGCGACUCCAUCUCUAAUGUUGUUUAUGUUUACAACCGACAAAAAGAAACAGAACCGAUUUCGUUUAUUUCUGUCGCUUAUUUCUUCCGGAUUCCUGUCUUCUUUCAAUGUCCAUUCCACCAUGUUGACAAGGACACUCACUCCAGAAAUAUCUCAAUAACUUCUAUAGUUCUACAAUAAAUAUUUACCUACACCUCGUCUCUUACCUUUAAUUACAACCAGGUAACAUCCACAAACAUGGGGAAAGGCUUUAAUAAUUAUAUGACCAAAAAGUUCUUCCAUCCUGCAAGCAAGGAGAACAUCAAAAGGGUAUGGAUGGCUGAACAGAAAACAACAUAUGAUAAGAAGAAACAAGAAGACCUCUUGGCACAGUACCAAAAGGAACAGGAACUUUAUGGAAACAGGGCUUUACUUGGUGAUGAGAAAGCUAAAGUCGGCCUCAGUUUCAUGUAUGAUGCUCCACCAGGGUUUAAGAAGAAGGAGAAUGAAGAAACUGACCAGGAAUACAAAUUUGAAUGGCAGAGGAAAUACAAUGCACCCAGAGAAGCCUAUGCCAAAAACGAUGACACCAUUCGUGACCAACCGUUCGGAAUUGAAGUCAGGAACGUGCGCUGUAUCAAGUGCCGCGAAUGGGGCCAUGUCAACACGGAUAAAAUCUGUCCCCUUUAUGGGAAGAGCCUGACAGCUGAACCAACUCAGUCCCGGAAUGAUUCUUCUCUCAUGGAAAGUAUGCAUGAAGAUGGUUUGGUAUUGAAAAAAAAUAUCAUGGGAAGGCUGAUUGAUGAGAAAGAUGUCGAAGUAAAAGAUGAUGAAGACGAAGAAGUGAAGUUCCUCAAGUCUUUAACUCCACAUCAAAAGAAGAGACUACUCAAGAAGCUUUCGCUGCUCAGCAAGAAGGAAUCACCAAAGAAGAAAAAGAAGAAGUCAAAGAAACACAAACACUCGAAGCACCAUGAGAAAACUGAAGAGAAGGGUUCCAGUUGCCACAAGAAAUUCAGCCAUUCUGAGAAAGACAAAUCAAACAAACACAGCAAAGAACCGAACAGAAAACACUCAACUGGCAGCAAGGAUGGGAAAAGUAAAGACAAGGACUCUGCUUCAAAGAAUUCUUCUUAUGAUUGCCAUCCUGGGACCUCUGGCAGCAUGGGCAAGAAGCAGUUUGACUCGAAAAGGACUCACUCGAAAGCACGCGGCAGAGAAAUCAAAGAGCAAGCGCCACGGAGAGAUGAGGGACACUGCAGUCGUAGUAGUAGUAGCUGUAGUAGUAGUGGUGGUGGUGGUGGUGAGCCAAAGUCUCCGGCUCAGAAAGUGCGCAGAAAGAGGCAGUCGAGUGAGAGUAGCAGUGAAUCAAGUGAAAGGAGCAGGCAGAGUAGCGUGUCCAGUGUGAGGAGUGGGCAGUGUAGUGAUUCCAGUGAUGGCAGUAGCAGGAAGAAACAGAGUGGUAAAGCUAAGGAGGGGAAUAGGCAGAGGAGCAGGUCUAAUGAGAGGAAUAGGCAGAGGAGUGUCUCUAAGGAGAGGAAUAGCAAGAGGAGCAGAUCUCAUGAGAGGAAUAAGCAGAGGAGUAUUUCUAAAGAAAGAAAUCGUAAGAGGAGUGGAUCUAAUGAGAGGAAUAGGCAGAGGAGUGUAUCUAAGGAGAGGAAUAGUAAGAGGAGUAGAUCUAAUGAGAGGAAUAGGCAGAGAAGCCGUUCUAAUGAGAGGCGUAGUAAGAGAAGUCGAUCCAAUGAAAGGAAUAGUAAUAGGAGCAGAUCUAAUGAGAGGAAGAGGCAGAGGAAUCUGUCUCAUGAAAGGCGCAUAUCUAACGAAAAGGACAGGCAGAGAAGUAGAUCUAAUGAGAGGAAUAGGAAGAGGAGCAGAUCUAAUGAGAGGAGUAAUAGACAGAGAAAUGAGUACAGUGAGAGGAGCAGGCAGAGGAGUAGAUCUAGAGAAGGAGACUAUUAUCAAGACAGACAGAGAAACUAUAAGAGUUACUCUGGGACGUCUCAAGUGAAGAGGAAAUGAGUUUUGGUGCCUAAUGAGCAGGAAUGGCCAUUAUCAUCAUCACCACCAUCAUCAUAAACAUUAUCUUUCUGUCCCUCUGAAGAAUUGUAUUUAAAGAGGGUUUUAUCAAAGUUACUCUAGAUAAUUGAGUGAAAAUAUUCAGAUAUUGUGUUAUUAACAGUAGUUAAUAAUAAAUAUCUCAAAUUAACAGCCCACAGUUGUAUAUUUUGGAGGGAGAAAAGUAUAGUCUAUUGCACAUUUGCCUGUCAUAUCUCGUAUUUGAUAUUUCUCUGGCAUCCCAUACAUCAUAUUUGAUAAACUUUCUUACAGUGUUUGUUUUUUUUUUUCUUUCCACUCACCAAAGUCACUUGGGAAUUAUGAAUGGAAAGUUUUCUUACUCAGAACUUACCAAACAAAGACUUACUAAAAAAAAAACUGCAAAACAACCUUAGAGAUUCAGAUCGAACUUACAAGAAUGCUUUAGACAGACAAAGGGUGAAGUCAGUCUGGGAUUUGAACACAGAAUGUAAAGGAUUGCAACUAGAAUAUAUUAUAAAAAUAUAAAUUCACUUCGAUUUUUGAUUAAUAUUUUAUAUGCAUCUAUCUACCUAUCUAUAUCUAUCUGUCUAUCUACCUAUCUAUCUAUCUAUCUAUAUAUAUAUAUAUAUAUAUAUAUAUAUAUAUAUAUAUAUAUAUAUAUUUAUAGGCAUAUAUAUAUGUGCAUGUGUAUAUAUAUAUAUUUAUACUUAGUAUGUCCUUUGAUUAAUUUUAAUCCUUCAGCUAUUUAAUGCUUUUUGACGGGGGGCCUGCAAUCACUUAUAUUAUUGAUUCUGUUAUAUUUAAAUUGUUACACUAGAUAAUAACAGAGUCAAUGAUAUCUUUGCAAAUUAUUUUCUCAUGAAUUAUUUGCUCCAUAUAUAUAUUUAUAGGUAUAUAUAUACAUACAUAUAGUGAGUCUGCUAUGAUAAUAUAAGUUAACCUCAGUGAAUACAUAAUAAUAAUAAUACUAUAGGCCCAUGGCCUGAAAUAUAAUGGUGGAGCAGGCUGUUAGUUGAUUACAUCAACCCCAGUGUUGAGUGUUUCAUCUGAGGCCAAGUGCAUUGCAAGGAGACAAUAAAAACCAAGUGUCUUUACUGUUUUCCCAUCAUUGAUUUUGUUGAUCACUAUUGUCACCUGGUCCACAUCUAUCAACACUCACUCAUACAUACCUAACACAAAAUCCGUACUUGCAACUGGUACUUCUUUUAAAGACCCACCCGAAAGAAUGAAAGGCAGAAUCAACUUCUGUAGAAUUUGAACUUAGAACGUAAGGCUGAACGAAAUGCGACUAAGCAUUUCGUCCAGCGUUCUAAUGACUCUGCCAGCUUACUGCCUUAAUGAUAAUAAUAAUAAUAAUGGUUUCAAAUUUUGGCAUAAAGCCAGCAGUUUUGAGAGAGGGUGCAAGUCGCUAACAUCGAUCCCCAAUGCAUAACUGGUACCUAUUUUAUUGACCCUGAAAGGAUGGAAAGCAAAGUCAGCUUUUGCAGCAUUUGAACUCAGAAUGUCAAGUGAGAAAAGAAUGCCACUAAGCAUUGUUUCUAGCGCAGUAACGAUUUGGUCAGCUCGUCAUCUUAAUUAAAAUAAUAGUGAUGAUGAUGGUAAGCUUGUGGCAAGCUUCCAGUGAUUUUUUAUUUUUUUUGGUAUCUAAGAAAAAAAGAGUUUUGACAUUUUGGUACGACGAUUUUCUUGUACUGUCAUGUGAAAUAGUUUUCCCCCUCCUCCUCCUGACAUUAAAAGAUUAGCAGGGAGCCUUGCAACCUGCUAGAAAAAUCAGCCAAAUCUCCAUCAAAUGACAAUGUAUCAUAUCAAAAAAAAGGAAGGGAUCCGUUAGAUAACACUAUCUGGGUUUCCUGCAGAUGAGAAAAAGACAUGAUGGUCAUGGCAGGAAUGCCUUCAAUCAUAGGCCUAUUCAGUCAGAACCAUCCUGGGACUAAACGACAUCAGCUAAAACAAUUCUGUUAUGAUUAUUGUUGUUUCUACAUCUCCUGACUUUAGCUAUCAUCGAUUGAACUUCAUUGUCUUAUCCCAUGAGACCCCUAUUGAUGUAUAUUUGAUGGGAUUUAUCGAUCUACUGAAUCUGAUUGCAACAUUUGGGGCCAUUUCACCUAAUCAAAAUUGGAUCUUUGUUGAAAGAUUUUGUGUCAGAAACUGAAAUGAGUUGUGUCUAAUAUGAUGGAUAAGUCCAUUUUAGAGGGGUAGGGGUGUAUAAGUGAGAUAUUAAUUAUUAAUGUUGGUGCAGGCAUGGCAGUGUGACUAAGAGGCUUGCUUCUCAACCAUAUGGUCUUUGGUUCCGUCCCACUGUGUAGUACCAUGAGCAAGUGUCUUCUUCUGUAGCCUCAAGCUGACCAAAGCUUUGAGUGGAUUUGGAAGACAGAAACUGAAAGAAGCCUGCCCUGUGUGUAUAUAUAUAUAUAUAUAUAUAUAUUUCUGUUGAGGUCGAAUUUACCUUUUGUUGUUUCAGGGUCAUUAAAAUAAAAAUCAGCUGAGCUCUGAAGGUGAUGUAAUUCAUUUAAACGCUUCUAUUGAAAUCACUGGCCUUGCGCCAUUUGAAACCAAUAAAAGAAGGGGAUUAGCAACAUGAAGGAGGUGAGGGCAACCACUGUAGCACCCUGCUUUUCUGAAUAGCAUUGAUAAGAAAGGAAGGGAACAAUAAUAAAAUGCAUUCUAAAAUCUAUCUUUGAUCAGAGUCUGAAACUCCCUAAGAAAAUUGGAUCUCAUUAUUGUGUUUUGUUUAGUCCCAGGUCAUCUUUCGUUAAUCAGACAUAUGAACAUAUAUUUCUAAUCCAACUAUGGCCAUCCCAUAUCUUCUUUAGGAAAAGUGUAAUUACAUUAUCCAAGGUGCCCUUUUAAAAAUUUUUUUUUUUUUUUCCAUCAUUUUACAUUCUGAGUUCAAAUCCUACAAAGGUCAACUUUGCCAUUCAUCCCUUCAAGGUCAAGUACUGUUUCUUCCUGAAUCAUAUAUAGACUCAGAAGGCCAAUUUCUGUGGUAUAUAUAUAUAUAUAUAUAUAUAUAUAUAUAUAUAUAUUCACCCACUGGAUGGGGUGUCCUUUGCUCAUUUUUGCCAGCUGGAGCAAUGUAAAAUGAAUUGCUUUGCUCAAGGACACAACACACUGCCUGGUCCAGGAAUUGAAACCAGAAUCUUACGAUCAUGAAUCCGAUGGCCUAACCACUGAACCAGACGCCUUCACUGUCAUGUACUGGGGAAAGAUGUAAUCAGUUUGUCUCCUUCCCCAAAAUUUCUCACCUUCAACCCUGUAGCAGACCCACCCUUCAGAAGAAUGUCAUGAGCUUGGUUACUUCAACGCCAUGGAAACCGGACGACUGACUUUGUAAGUCUUAGAGCUCAAGAAAAAUAAAUCAAAUAGAAAAUAACUUGAAGGAAAUUUGACUGCUAUUUCUAGCAAGUUGAGUGACCACGUAGAAGCUCACAAGAAAAACUGUUGAUUUCCAUAUGACUAAGAUCCCUUCAUAAAUGAAAAACCUGCUUAGUUGGGUCCUCUAUCUAAACUCCAGAUAAACAGAAGUCUAUUCUGAUACAAAAUAUUUGAGGAAUUAUUAUUUAUCGCAUCUCUUUAUUUUUAUUUUUGUGAUAAUUUAUGUAAAAUAUUUACUUUGUUGGGUCUAAUCUGAUUAAUCCAGGAGAAUUUGACUAAUAAAUGGCAUCUGGUCUAAGCGUU
Molecule: messenger RNA, 5730 nt
Organism: Octopus bimaculoides (California two-spot octopus)
Lineage: Eukaryota; Metazoa; Mollusca; Cephalopoda; Octopoda; Octopodidae
Biological process (GO): negative regulation of DNA-templated transcription
Cellular component (GO): nucleus
Molecular function (GO): transcription corepressor activity
Source: RefSeq, a predicted model, not a curated record